AGCUUUUCCCCCUAGGUGCGACCCCAAUGGAUUGUGAUGUCGCCAUAGUCGGUGGAGGUCUGGCGGGACUUUACAUGGCGGAAUCACUGCUGAGACACAAGAAGGAAACAAAAGUGUGUGUUUUUGAGAGAGAUGUUCGUCUUGGUGGAAGAAUCUUCGAUUAUGUAUUUCCUCAAGUACCAGAUGAAGUAGUAGGUCUCGGAGCAUGGAGAAUCGAUAUGGCUCACUACAACAUGAGGAAUAUCCUCAACAGACUAAACAUUCCUCACAAAGACUGGAACUUUUACUCAAAUCCUCGAACAGAAACUAGAGGUUUCUUCGCACGGGACGAGCAUGAAAUCAAAAGAAAAUCAUUCCCGGCUCUAACUCAAGGAAAAUUCAAAGACAUGACUUGUUCGCAAAUGUUGGACUAUCUACUCAGAAAAGAACAUGUCGAUAAAGUCCACAAUUUCGCUACGUUUGAGACAUUCCAGAAGCACUAUUUAACACCUGAAGGUUCCAGGUUUUAUUUCGACGUUUUUGGGUAUGAUGGAGACCUUGACGGUAGUCCAGAAGGCGUGGUAGAAUUCUACGAACAACUAGCUGCACUUACAGGAAAAGAGAUUCGUCCUUUAAGAGGGAUGUCGGCAUUCAUCGAGGCUUUGGCCAAAUCGGCAAGAGGUCUGGGCACAAAAAUUUUCACGGGCGAUAACCACAAGAUUCUAUCAAUAGACAAACAAACAAACCAGUUCGUCCUUAAAACUUCACAAUACGAAGUAAGCGUCGGGAAAUUAGUUGUGGCUGCUCCUCCGGGUGCGUUUGGAAGUGUCAGCGGUAGCGUAGCGGAACAGAUUCAGCGCGCACCAGAAUUUCAGUCCAUCCUACCCCGCCCAGCAUUUAAGGGGGCUGCAGUGUACCCCACGGCGUGGUGGGAAGAAAUCACGAAUGUGAAGGACAAGUUGUACCCCAUGGAGAGAUUUUUAUCCAACAGUGAUUGUCUUGGAUGGACGUUACCACAUAGCGGGAGCGGUCGAAAUGGUGAGGCAGUUCUUCACGUAGCUUACACGGACGGUGUUUGUGGCGAAAAAUGGGGCGAGAUCCUCAAAUUACCAAAAGACGUCAUGGACCGAGAAAUUCACCGCGCCUUGGAAUACAAGUUUAACAGAAAAAUCCCCAAACCUCUGAGCACAGUGUAUCAGUAUUGGAACGAAGGUGCAUGGUACUUACAGAAACCUGGAAGCCGCGUUUCCAUGAAGCAAGUCACCCAAUGGGCAAAGAGACCUAUUGCAGGAGAGGAGAUCUACGUUAUUGGUAGCGCAUAUCAUCCCUAUCGGGGGUACUCUGAGGGUGCUAUCAUGUCGGCCAACAAUGCUCUGAACGAUGGUUGGAAAAUACCUAUACCCAGUCCUCCGCAACAGCAGUACGCGCCAAAAGGUUUCGCGGAUGUAAAUUGGAAGAAUAUAAGAUAAAAUACGUGUUUAGCAAAGGAGCUAUUCCUUCGA
Molecule: messenger RNA, 1481 nt
Organism: Pocillopora verrucosa
Lineage: Eukaryota; Metazoa; Cnidaria; Anthozoa; Scleractinia; Pocilloporidae
Product: L-amino-acid oxidase
Molecular function (GO): oxidoreductase activity
Source: RefSeq, a predicted model, not a curated record